GCCAUAUUUAUCCUUUUAAUAAAACUUAAAAAACUACAAAAUUCUACUAUGUGAGCAAGUUAAACGCAAGAGCGUCCACGCACGGCGCCACGAGUUAAACAUGGGGAUUCCAUUUAGAACUGUUUUGGGCCCACCUCUAAUGAAAUACAGCCGUUUCUACAACCGCCUCUGCUCACCUAAGAUUUUUGGCUACAGCACCUAUGCAGCCUGUCUGGGAAUACUUGGAACGGUAGUGACGUUGAUCGACCUUCGCCGUCUACUCAACGGCGAGGCUCCCACCUGCGAAGGGCUAUGGAAGAACAGGCUGAGCCGAAGCGAGCGCUUAAGUAUAUCCCCACACCCUUCUUGUACUCUGCUGCGAUCGGGGUCGAAGGGAUUGAGUCAACUUCGUUUCAUGGUGUUCCUUCUCGCAGUGACGAACGAGACCGCCCGUGACCUGAAGCUAAUGUCGUCGGUCCUCGGGGUGGAGCACUAUGCUCUGCUCGCGCUGGGGGCAUUCACGGACAACCCUGUGCUGCUGUUGCCCUGGUUGUUCAUGGGCAUGGUGGUCAUCUUCCUCGAGGCCUUCUUGUUCGCCAGCAGACUUUUCUAUGAGGGUAUCCACAUGAAUCGCUCCGAGGUCCUGUUUACUGUCAUGAUGAUCCACAACUGGUUACAAGUCUUUUGUCUCUUCAACCGACAAGUGCGCAUGUGCGACUACUAAACGGGUACAAGCUUCAAAACCUACUGUUCGUCCUCCAGUUGUCGCCGCCAAUAAACUUGCCAUGUCAUUCACAACAGCGAAACUAACUAAAUACACGAGUGUCCCCGGUGA
Molecule: messenger RNA, 814 nt
Organism: Frankliniella occidentalis (western flower thrips)
Lineage: Eukaryota; Metazoa; Arthropoda; Insecta; Thysanoptera; Thripidae
Exons: 5
Coding region: 101-703 (200 amino acids)
Source: RefSeq, a predicted model, not a curated record